Molecule: messenger RNA, 1155 nt
Organism: Fusarium falciforme
Lineage: Eukaryota; Fungi; Ascomycota; Sordariomycetes; Hypocreales; Nectriaceae
Product: FMN hydroxy acid dehydrogenase domain-containing protein
Exons: 7
Coding region: 1-1155 (384 amino acids)
Molecular function (GO): FMN binding; oxidoreductase activity
Source: RefSeq, a predicted model, not a curated record
AUGCGUCCUCAGUUGCUUACAGCUGCUCUGGUACCUGGUGCCUUUGCGGCUCGUCCGUUCCUCAAUGAGCCUGAUAUUGGUCUUGAAGAGUUCCUUGGUGAAAUCGAGCCUGGAACCCUGCCCAACAUUUCUGCCAUCGCUACCCUCCACGAUUUUGACUUUGCUGCUCGUAACUACCUGCCACAGAGCAACUAUUCAUGGUUCCGUCACGGCGCUGGCGGAGAGUGGUCCUACCGGAACAACCUCGAGGCCUUCCAAAGAUACACAUUCAAGCAGAGGGCUUUAACCGACAUCACCAAGGUCAGGAAUUCACUGCCGACUACCAUACUUGGUCAUAACUUCUCGGCACCCUUCUAUAUUAGUCCAGCAGCUCAAGGCAUCCGAUGCCAUCCUGAAGCCGAGUCGGGCCUUGUCAAGGGCGCUGCUGCUGGAGAUAUUCUCUACAUUCCGUCAAUUUUUGCCUCCAAGACGAUCGAGGAGAUUGCGGCUGAAAAGGCGGAGGGGCAGAUUCUCUUCCAGCAGCUAUACCUUGAUAAUAACGACACUAACACAAAGGCACUUCUUGCUCGCAGUGAGAAGGCUGGUGCUGCUGCUAUCGUCUUUACCGUUGAUGCUGUCGCUGACGGUAACCGACCUCGUCGGAGGCGAUUUGAGUCUUCGUUCAACCCCGACGAGGAGCUCUCUCUUUUCAACUGGGAAUACUAUGACAAGUUGGCUAGCCUUACCGACCUCCCCGUGGCCGUCAAGGGCAUCAACAGUGUCGAAGAUGCCAAGCUCGCCGUCGAGCACAAGGUACCGGCCAUCAUCAUCUCCAACCACGGCGGCCGCCAAGUCGACGGCGUCUCCUCGGCUAUCGAGACUGCGCUCGAGAUUCACAACGAAGCCCCAGAGGUGUUCAAGCAGACCGAAGUCUGGGCCGACGGCGGCGUUCGCUACGGAACCGACGUGAUCAAGCUGCUGGCUCUGGGCGUCAAGGCCAUCGGCCUCGGUCGAUCCUUUAUGUACUCUAAUGUCUAUGGUGCCGAGGGCGUUGAGAGGGCGAUUGAGAUUCUCAAGUACGAGAUUGCGAUUGAUGCUGCCAACCUUGGGAUUUCUGACCUCAAGAAGAUUAAUCCAGACUGGGUGAGGUGGAACCAAAAUGGUUGGUAUAGCUGA